Molecule: messenger RNA, 3486 nt
Organism: Kuraishia capsulata CBS 1993
Lineage: Eukaryota; Fungi; Ascomycota; Pichiomycetes; Pichiales; Pichiaceae
Exons: 1
Coding region: 1-3486 (1161 amino acids)
Biological process (GO): actin cytoskeleton organization; signal transduction
Cellular component (GO): cytoplasm
Source: RefSeq, a predicted model, not a curated record
AUGGCAUUUGAGCGGCCAAGGGAAGCCCCACCUCCUCCAAUGAGGAGCGAGAGUGGGCCCUCUCCUUCAUCAUAUGGGACUAGGUCAGUUUCGAGUCUCACGCCUACGAGUGUGUCCCGUGUUGGAUCGGACUCCCGUCUUAGCGUGAGGCAAGACCAGCGCAACAGCCCGUUCUCAAAUCAGAGGCAGGAUCCUCAGCAGUUGGGCUGGAAGAAUUUGAUACCUCCAUUGUCGCCGGAUAACAACGAAACGGAGUUGGAAGAUCCUGCAAACAAAAUAGAUUUUUCUCCAAGGUCCAGGAAAUACAGCGAUAGGUCGGUUAGGCAGAGGAGUCUGAGCGGCAAUCUGCAAGACUCGAAGAAGAAAACGCAGAAACUGUGCAAGAAUUGUGGAGAGCCAAUAGUGGGGACGUUGGUGAGAGCAAUGGGAAACACGUACCACGUGGACUGCUUUCAUUGUCAUGACUGUGGGAAUCAGUGUUCAAACAAGUUCUUCGCUGCUGAUAUCCAAGAUCCCGUUACGAAAGAGACGAAAGAAGUGCCUCUAUGUGAGUUUGAUUACUUCCGACGGAUAGAUCUGAUAUGCCACACAUGCCAGAAAGCUAUCAGAGGACCAUAUAUCACAGCUUUGAACAGAAAAUUUCAUCCAGAACACUUUUCGUGCGAAGUCUGCCACCAAGUUUUCGAUGCUGAAGAUUAUUAUGAGUACGAUAAUGCCAUCUAUUGCCAUUACCACUACUCAAAGUUGUAUGCAUCUCACUGUGAAGCGUGUAACUCAGCCAUUUUAAAGCAAUAUGUUGAACUAUGGCGUGGAGGACGACAGCAACAAUGGCACCCCGAGUGUUUCAUGGUUCACAAGUUCUGGGGAGUGACAAUCACUGCAGAAUCAAUCGGCAACGUCAACGUUCAGCUUCCAAAAAAUUCGAAGAAGCUGUCAGAUACAGAAAUGCCCCCAUCGAAGCUUUUUGAAAUAGAACAAAAGAUUGAGGAAAUCACCAUGGCAAUUUGGCUGACGUUAUCCGCUUUCGAAGAAUCUGCAGCCUCUUGCAUUUCCGACAUGCUAUACCAUGCUUCUGUUGGAAAUAAGAUAAGAGGGUUGCGUGCCACUGGAAAACUCAUCUUAAAGAUUGAAUGUUUGUUCAAAGCGCUGGAUGCACUCUCACAAUUGUCAAACAGUUUGCUGCUAACUUCAAGUAAUGGCCCAAGCGAUUACAGACAGUUGGCUCUCAAGAAAGAACCUCGCAGUUUAUCCACUAAUAUAUUGUCAUACCUGAUGGCAUUAAAGGAUGCUGAUAAGGAGAAGCUGACAAGUCCAAAAUUUUCGCAGGACCUGCUGGCACUAAUAUCUAAUCUGGCUCAUUAUCUGAAACUGAUGUCUAGGUUUGGUCUGAACCAAGCUCUCAAUUUCAACAAAGCCGCAAAAUCGACUGCUGCAACAGACAGGUACAUGGCUGAGAUUGCAGCCCAUGAAAGCGUUCCGGAUGACGUUUUCCCAAUUUUGAACAUCCCAAUAGAAGCACAAGACUUGUGUACCAAGUGCGGUCAAAGUAUCGAGGAGAAUUGUGUCCAAUUUGACGAACACAGAUGGCAUAUGGACUGCUUUCAGUGCUCUGUCUGUUCUAAGAAAUUGUCAGGCUCAUCGAUUGGUGAAGCACAGUUUAACUCUGAGCACAAGACCAUUCUUUGCUCAGAGUGUGCCACCUCUGAACUAGACUCCAGACGCGGAUUCAAGCAAAUUUCAUCGUUAUUGCAGCUCACUUAUAUCUUGAAGAUUGCAAUUGUGAGAUCGAUGUACGCUUUGGAGCAGUCUGGGUGUAGUGAUGAUGCUCCAAUUUUGAAUGCCAGCAUCCAAUCACCUCAGGAACAGACUUUCAACAGAACUUUGAGCGAUAUAAAGAGAAUGCGUUCAACCAGGCAAGGUGAAAAAAUAUCAAGAUCAGCCAAGCAACAGGCCAGGAGGUCAAUGAUUGUCGAAGCCCCACAAGCCGAUAAGGCAGCAACUGAAGAGUUCACCAGUGACCAGAAGUUGAAUAAGACGACGCUUGCUCAUUCGGGUUCUAAGAGAUUACAGAUAAGAGAUUUCCCUCUGACAAAACGGAACUCGUCGACAAAUCUAGGAUCAACCUCGAACUUGCUCAAGAAUGAGAAGGGGCUAACACUGGAUGACAUCCCUCGUAUCGUAUCCGCAGAACAAGCCAGGGAACAUCGUCCUAAUGCGUUCAAGUACCAAAAGAACGCUCCGUUACAGUCGACUUCUGCUAUCCCGAAAGCCAAACCUGUUAGAUCCAAGAACAGAGAUAGCUUGAACCAGGGACUUCCCGAAAAGUUGACCGAAGUUCCGGCAAGUGUUGCUCCUUCACAGCCGCAAGUGAAGAGGUUCGCUGAACUCACUUCAACAGAGCAUUUCAUAAUGGGUCACAUUGCUGCAUUUGCACUGCAGAAACUGCUUAAUGACAAGCUUUCAAUGGAUGAGGUUCUUGGAUUCAUCACAACGAAGAAACCGUCAACGUUCUGGGACAAGCUCUUUGGAGCUGGGAAGAAGAACGGGGAUACUAACUCAGGAGUGUUCGGUGUUCCAAUAGACUACUUGACCAGUAGAUAUGGGGUGGAAAGCGAUCUAGGUAUUGGUCCAGACAAACUAAAGAUUCCAGCGUUUAUCGAUGACUGUGUCACGGCGAUGCACAAUAUGGAUCUAUCUGUGGAAGGUGUCUUCCGUAUUAAUGGUAACAUUAAACGGUUGAGACUUUUGUGUGAGGAGAUCGAUAGCCACCCCGAAGAAAUGCCAGAUUUUUCCAAAGAGAACCCCAUCCAACUGGCCGCUUUGCUCAAAAAGUUUCUCCGUGAAAUGCCUGAUUGCUUGCUCUGUUUCAGGCUAUACAAUGCUUGGAUUCUAUCACAGAAAUACAGCGAGAAUCCUGCUACUAAGAAGAGAAUUAUGCAACUGACAUACUCAAUGUUGCCAAAGACGAACAGAGAUGUGGUGGAGGUCUUGCUAUACUUCUUUAGUUGGUCUGCCACCUUUGCACACAUUGAUGAAGAGACGGGAUCAAAGAUGGACGUCCAUAAUCUGGCGACGGUCUUGAGUCCCAGCAUUCUGUAUGCCAAACCGGCAAACGCCAGUAAAAACAGCAAAGACCCUUACUCAUACGUUGAUACUACACACCAGGGUGAAAACUACUUUUUGGGCAUAGAGGUUCUCAACUCCUUGAUAGAGUCCCAUGACGAGUUCAGCAUUGUUCCUCAAGACUUGAUGCGGAUGUAUAUUAUGGGAGAAUUUCACAAAGCCGGCAAAGAGCUCACCACGAAAGAGAUUAUCAGCAAGUGUUCAGCAAUCUAUAAAGAGAACCCCCAGAUCUUUUCUGUUCGUGUUGAUCUGUCCCAAGAUGAAAACGAUCAACCUGAAGAGCCUGCUAUUCAGCUAGUCAAUGCUAUUGACCAAUCGGUCGAAAAGAGAGAGUUCCAGACUGAGACAACGCAAGAAUCGUGA